Moneuplotes crassus is the source of this 2677-nucleotide messenger RNA. The record is from the annotation of a GenBank genome assembly. Lineage: Eukaryota; Ciliophora; Spirotrichea; Euplotida; Euplotidae.
AUGGCACUAGGCGGAAAGACUGAAAGGUACAGGAACAAGCACAAGGCGAAACUAAUCCUAGAGCCGGAAGAGGCCCAGAAGUACUCUAAUUUCCAGUACCUCCAAUUCUACAGGAAGGGAAAAGAGGGUGAAGUGAAGGAAAAAGGCCUUGGAUCCAGUCAUUACUUGGCAAACACCAAAAUGAAACAUUAUUUUGGAGAAAAGACUGUGACUUGUGGCAGAGGCACUCAGAAGAUUAUUCAGAUGAAGAAGAACCUUAAGAAAGCAGAGGGAGAAAAGACUUUCUCAAGCACGCUUGAUGGUAAGAGUGGAGCUAAAGAGACCUGGGGGUGCAAGGAGUCGAAGGUUAUGAAGAAAUCAACCAAGUAUUUGAAAAUUAGGAGUAAUACAUCAGGAAGCUAUAAAUCGAAAGUUAGCACGAAGAGUACAAAAGGGUCUUCUAAUGACACUAUUGGAAAAGGCACUUAUAGUUCUCUACAAAAGAUGAGAAAGGGAAGUGUAAAUUCUGCCAAUGCGAUCAACUCUGGAAGGACUUCUUCUAUUAAAGAUAUGAAACAGAAUUCUUCUCUAAGGAAUUCUAUAAAGCAUAGUUCAGUGAAGAAAGAGAAGAAUAAAGAAAACAGAUCUCCAAAUGGACAAAGGAAGUAUACUGACUCUACUAGAAGUAAUGCUUCACUUAACUCAGCAGGCUCUAAACCUUCGAUUAAAGGUAAUUUAAAUCGAAAGUUUUCUCAAGAAAAAACUUUCGGAAAUAAUAAGAGUAAUUAUUUACUAAGACAGAAAGAACAUACUAGCUCUGUCUUAUCAACAUCAGAUGCAGGGUCUUUUAACAUUGCUAAAGCAAAUCUAGGCAGUAUGGUCUCCCUCAACUCCGCUGGAUCCUCAUCAAUCAAAUCUGGGCAGGGAAGAAAGGAAGAAAAGAAGGUCACAAUCCUCAAUAAACAUCUUAAGAAGGAGUUUGGAAGCAACAAUGAUAAAUAAAGUGUACUCGUACAAGCUAAACCAACUAAUCUCAGUAAUAAAGUCAUCCAAAGAUGAGGGGGGCAAAAGUAUAACGAAGACCAGGACUAUGGGAUAUAAGAAAUCAUCGAAUCGGACGAAAAAGACAUGCAUUAAGGUGCUUAAAACCAAUCGAAAGAAUAUACGUAAGAUGUAUCCUAAAUCCUCAGUGACUGUUUCGACUCCAAAGAACUCCAGUAUCGUUCAUAGUGAGCAUAGUGCUGUUUCAGGGAAGAAGACUUCUAAACGCGUUGGGAUUUCAAAGCUGAAUGAUAUGAAAAGGCACAAAGUAAUCAAGAAACUAGGCAAUCAGAUUACAAAGAACCUAGAUAUUAACAAAAAUAAUUAUACAGAGAAAUUGAAAAGCACCAGGUCACCUCACAAGAAGGGAAAUAUGAUUUUGAAUAGGAAGAAACCUCCUCUGAUAAAAGCAGGGGGCUCUGAGAAUGGCUCAAGGAUGCUGAGAUACCCUUCCAAUGCUAGUUCUAAGCGGGAAUGUCAAUCUAAUACUUCAGAUAUUGUGAAAAAUAUAAUAGUUCCUUGUAAAGGAAAAAGUAGUAGUCAGAAGAGAGUCGAGAAAACACCUUUGAUCCCUGGAUCUACACAAUCCCGGAUUGGGGUUCCUAACAUAAAUUCAUUGAUAAAUCCAAGCAAAUUGAAGAAUAAAGAGAAGAGAGUCAGAAAGAAUCAUAAGAAGGAUCUGUUUGAUGACCCCCACUUUUUCAGCAAGAACUUCUCUAAACUAUGAAAUUAUAAUGAAUACCAAAAGGGGAAGAGCCAGAACAGAAGAUACGGGUCUGAGGGAUGUCCUGACAACUACUAUUCAAAGAUGGACUCAAAUUCCAAGGAAAAUUCAUCGUGAGAUCUGAAAGCGUCUCGGCUAGAGUUCUACUCUUCAGGUGACUCUAUACCUGACAAUGAAUGUCCAGAGGGAGAGACUAAGACUCAAAAUACUCAGGAUUACAGAAAAGACCAUGAUCUCGCUAUUGAAGAUCUUAAUUUUAAUUAUUCUGCUGAGAAAGCCAUUCAGAGGAUUACGAGGAUCGAUAUUGACCCAGAGUUAUUCGAGAUUCCUAAAGCCUCAGAUGUUGAUGAAUCUGAAAUCCCUGAUGAGGUUUCUAGAAAAUGAGAUAAGACUUCGUUCGUCAUGAAUAAGUAUACUAACCCUGUAAAGGGAGAGCUUAGGUAUGAGCCAGCAAAUGAGCAAGGAGUCAGCCAGAUGGAUCUCUCCUUUCCAGAAAUUAAAUUUGAAGAGAUAAAAGAAAGCCUGAACUCUCAGUCGUUUGAUAAUUGGUCUCCAAAUCAACAAGAAAACAUUGAUGAGUUUCUAAAAGGAGGUAAUAAUAAUUCACUCUCAAACCUGAGUUUAAAAGACUCUGAGAGGAUGGACAUGACUCGAGAGAUUAGCUGUGAUAAUCCACUGGAACUUGAUGAUGAAGUUGCAUCCAAAAAGCUAGAAUUAGCAGAUUUAGAAGUGAAAAGGUCUAUUCAGGACCUGACAGAAACACAAUCUUUGGCAAAUUCUACAAAGAGGCCUCUUAGAUAUACUCCUGGAGAUCACUCACAAGCAAACUCUCAAGAGAAUGAUGGUUCUCAGCAGAGCCGGAAUAGAGAAGAGUAUCUGUCUAGAGACAAUAGUUCAAUCUGAAAUUUUAAGAGUAUAGAUUACAGUUCUUAA